Trametes versicolor FP-101664 SS1 is the source of this 816-nucleotide messenger RNA. RefSeq names its product TAFII28-domain-containing protein. Gene Ontology annotation, cellular component: nucleus; transcription factor TFIID complex. NCBI's taxonomy places the organism in Eukaryota, Fungi, Basidiomycota, Agaricomycetes, Polyporales, Polyporaceae. The coding region runs from base 1 to 816 and encodes 271 amino acids. The record is from RefSeq and is a predicted model, not a curated record. Gene Ontology annotation, biological process: transcription initiation at RNA polymerase II promoter; RNA polymerase II preinitiation complex assembly. The transcript has 4 exons. Gene Ontology annotation, molecular function: protein heterodimerization activity; transcription coactivator activity.
AUGCCAUCUACCGGGACCUCCACACCAACAGCGCGAGGAGGCGCAUCAGGCCGAGGGACGGGCGCAAAACGCGGGCGCAAGCCCAAGAACGCCAACGCUGAUGCCUCACGCACGCCCUCGAUCUCUCAGCCACCCAGUGCCCAACCCACCCUGUCAUGGGCCGAUUCUCAGCCAGGACCAAACUCCACCCAGUCUAUAGCAGGUGCAGGUUCGUCAAGUGCAGUAGCGUCGCCCACCACGUCCACCCAGGACGCGUCUGCGAACUUUGCGGAUGGUCUCAGCCUUCCUGGGGCGCAGGCCUCUGCAAGCACUCCUGCGCCUGGCGGGGACGCAGGAACGCCUGGGCCGUCAACAGCGGUACCAGCAGCCCCCGGCGCACAAGCGGGCGAGGAGGAUGAUAAUGGGGAGGAUGAGCUGCUGCCGGCGAUGGCGGAUGACGAUUACUCGGCGCAACUGUCGUGGCAGAGCCAGUCGAAGGACAAUCUCAAGGUGCUCAUGGACAACCUGAGCCCUGCACAAUACGAUCGGUUCGAAGCCUACCGUAGGUACGCUUUGUCGAAGCAAGCCGUUCGGAAGGUCAUCCAACAAACGACCGGAAACCAAGUCUCGCUGCCGGUCGCGCAGAUUAUCGCCGGUUUCGCGAAGGUAUUCGUGGGCGAGAUGGUGGAGAAAGCGAAAGACGUGCAGGAGCGCCGCCAGGAGAGCGGUCCGCUGAGCCCUGACCACCUUCGUGAGGCGUACCGAACGUACCAGAACGAGACGGGAAGAGUGGGUGCUGCCCGACCGUUGCGGGGAAAGCGUCUGUUCAACCGGUAA